Spirodela intermedia is the source of this 291-nucleotide messenger RNA. NCBI's taxonomy places the organism in Eukaryota, Viridiplantae, Streptophyta, Magnoliopsida, Alismatales, Araceae. The record is from the annotation of a GenBank genome assembly.
AUGGCGAAGGGGCAGCAGGCGGCGGAUCCUGCUCCAUGGCUCCCGGAAUCCUUUCCUUUUCUGGUCGUCGUCCUCAUCGCCGCUCACGCCUUAGCCUUGGUAACCCUCGCCUCGCCACGCUUCAUUCCUGAGAUCCCCAGAUCGCUUCCCCUCAGCUUCUGUCUGAGAACUGCGGCAGUCUUCCUAAAUCUUACGAUACCUUUGGAUCGAUUUUCUUCUUUUCAUUCUUAGGUAUACUGGAUAUACAGACUGGUUACUGAAAAGCAACCUCCGCGUAGGAAGGAGCAUUAG